CAGCUAGAUAUAUGAUCAUGUUUGCUCCACGUGUUUUUGGUGUAUAGCCAAUAGGCGAUCUGAACUUUGAGUAGCAGGAGUAUGAUCUCUGAAUUAUCGAGCUAGCUUUCAUAUCUGAUUAAUGCUAGUGGUUGCAAUGCGUCUACCAGCUUUGGAGUGAUGAGCUCGCGCCGAAUUUGAUAUACUACUAGCUAAGCAACGGCGGCGGCGGCGGCGGAGACGGCGAUGAUCUCGUCGGUUAGCCUCGUCGGCGGCAACAUCACCCGCUGCAUCGUCACCUGCGUCUUCGCCGCAGGCGUGCAAGCCGGUGCGAUCAUUGGCGCCAUCGUCGGCGUCUUGGCGGGCUUCGCGAACGAGGACGGGAUGGUUCAGGGGACGCUGAUCGGGGCGAUCUCCGGAGCUUUCAUCGCCAUGGAGGUCGUCGACUCGCUCGCCAAGAUAUGGUGCUGCGACGAGUACUCCGUCGCCACUCGAGCUCGCCUCAUGACUAACCGAGCUCGAUCCUGGCUAGCUCAGCUUCUUGUGUUCUGGAAUCUCUUGAUCGAUCGCCUCGCCGUGCGCACCUCCGUGUUCCCUACCUUAACAACGGUGUUGGAUAGCCAGCUGAAUGCUAUGCCGUCGCGCCAUGGUCGAGCAGAGAUGAACGGCGGCGACCUGUUCGACCGGAGCCACCCGGUGGCGGGCAUGCGGCGGGCCGCCGUCGACGAGCUUCCGGUGAUCAAGCUCACGCCGUCGCAGACGGACGCCACCAGCUGCCCCAUCUGCCUUCACGAUUUCAAGGCCGGCGAGAGCGCCAGGAGAUUGCCGGCGUGCUGCCACAUCUUCCAUCUGGCGUGCAUCGACAACUGGCUCCUCUGGCAUGCCCAGUGCCCGAUGUGCCGCCGUGCUGUCUACUGAAAUGCAGAGGUGUACAGGUAUACAGACGAACAGCCAUCGUUGCCAGCAUGUUGGAAAGUUCCAGGAAAGCCUGGAGCAGGGUUCGCAAAGCUGGCAAAAGCCCAUCGGUUUUCAUGGUCUUUUAAUGUGGUUUGAAAUCGAUUUCCGGUUAGAAUUUCAAAUGUUUUUUUUUGACAAAUUCAGAUGUCAAACAGUAAAUUGAGUCAAAAUUUGUCAAAGGAACAACCGAAAUUUGUCAAAAACUGUGAUACCGGCACAGCUCAAGAUCAGUGGUCAAUUCAUAAUGUAAACCUGACCUGGAGACCAUUUGUUCCACAAGGUAUCUAACAGAGAUUAAUUUAUGCGAAGAGAAAUCCUUGAACUUCAAAAAAGAAAAGAA
Molecule: messenger RNA, 1276 nt
Organism: Oryza brachyantha (malo sina)
Lineage: Eukaryota; Viridiplantae; Streptophyta; Magnoliopsida; Poales; Poaceae
Product: NEP1-interacting protein-like 1
Exons: 5
Coding region: 226-897 (223 amino acids)
Source: RefSeq, a predicted model, not a curated record